Molecule: messenger RNA, 3247 nt
Organism: Notolabrus celidotus (New Zealand spotty)
Lineage: Eukaryota; Metazoa; Chordata; Actinopteri; Labriformes; Labridae
Gene: traf6
Product: TNF receptor-associated factor 6
Exons: 8
Coding region: 16-1869 (617 amino acids)
Biological process (GO): interleukin-1-mediated signaling pathway; protein K63-linked ubiquitination; positive regulation of JNK cascade
Cellular component (GO): plasma membrane signaling receptor complex
Molecular function (GO): tumor necrosis factor receptor binding; ubiquitin protein ligase activity; zinc ion binding
Source: RefSeq, a predicted model, not a curated record
UUUUCUGUUUCAUAAAUGUGUACGCUCCAGCUGGGGAUUGUAGUUCUGGUUGUUGAUUGUGGUGUGGCUGACAUCACUUUCCUUUUCCUUUUCUUCGAGCUUAGGUUUUUCCAAGCUGUAAUUGCAGAACGAGGAUUAGGGUUGCAAAGGGGUGGAACAUUUCUGAUGGCGUGCUAUGACAGUUGUAAGGGGAGUUUGGAGGAGGACAGCUAUGAAGGAGCUGUUGGUGGAGAGCUGUCCAGCUGUGCGCUGGCAAUGAUGGAAAAGGAACGAGAGUCCCUCCUCAGCCCUUCAGAAAGCUCUGGCACAUUAGUCAGCAGCAACUCUACAAGUCUGCAGGCUUCUGCUCCCCUCCAGGGAUAUGAUGUGGAGUUUGACCCGCCCCUUGAGAGCAAAUAUGAGUGCCCUAUCUGCCUCAUGGCUUUGAGGAAUGCCAUACAAACACCAUGUGGUCAUCGUUUCUGCAAGAGCUGCAUUGAGAAAUCCAUUCGCGACACAGGACAGAGGUGCCCUGUCGACAAUGAAAUGCUGUCUGAAGACCAGCUGUUUCCUGAUAACUUUGCCAAACGAGAGAUUCUUUCUCUAAUUGUUCGCUGUCCAAACUCAGGCUGUGAGGAGAAAAUGGAGCUCAGACAUCUAGAGAAUCAUGUGGCGCAGUGUCAGUUCGCCACUGAGCCGUGCCCACAGUGCAAGCAAAUGGUGAGAAAGAGCCACUUAGACGAGCACACAACUGUGGAGUGCCUAAGGAGAGCUGUGUCCUGUCCAGACUGUGUUGCAAGUUUUAGUUACGAGGAUAGAGAGCUUCAUGAAGAACAGUGUCCCUUUGCCAAUGUGAGUUGCCAGUACUGUGAGAUGGACCUGAUCAGGGACCAGUUGGAAUCUCAUUGUGAUACAGAUUGUCCAAAAGCACCCAUCGCCUGUACCUUCAGCAUCUUUGGAUGUAAGGAAAGGAUGCAGCGCCACAACCUGGCUCAGCACAUGCAGGAGUUCACACAGAUGCAUAUGCGUUACAUGGCUGAAUUCCUUCGUGGCCUGACCCUCAAUGGUACUUCGACUAAAUCCCUGUGGUCGUUGGGACCAUCUGUUUCCCCUGAGGAUCAAGGAGCUGCUGCAUCAGUACUAGCCUGUAGUGGCCCAAGAGGAGCAGUAAGCUGCAGCAGCAACAGUUCCCAAAAUCAGCCCAGCGAGGAGACACAGAGGAUCAUGGACAUGGACAGACGAUUGGUGAAGCAGGACCACCGGCUUCGGGAGCUUACCAUCUUAAAAGAAACUCAGGCUGGCCAGCUCACAGAGCUCAAACGUAAAGUGUCAAUGCUGGAGGAGACAGUGAAGGACCUGGAGGCCCAACAGUGUCAUGGAAUCUUCAUCUGGCGCCUCAAAGGUUUCUCCGCCCACCUGCGCAGCCAAGAGGCCGGCCAGCCUGUGGUCGAGCACAGCCCUGGCUUCUACACAGGCCGACCGGGCUACAAGCUGUGCCUGCGCCUCCACCUGCAGACCCCCAACGCCCCGCGCUGCUCCAGCUAUAUCUCACUUUUUGUCCACACCAUGCAAGGAGUUUAUGAUGGGCAGCUGUCCUGGCCAUUUCAAGGCACCAUCCGUCUCACCAUUCUGGACCAGGGCCCUGAAGGUCAGCACCACAUGGAGGUGAUGGAAACUAAACCAGACCUGCAAGCCUUCCAGAAGCCUACUAGUCAUCGCAACCCGAAAGGAUUCGGAUACGUCACCUUUAUGCAUCUUCAACAGCUGAGUCAGAGAGCCUUUGUGAAAGAUGACACUCUACUCAUCCGCUGUGAGGUGACACCACGUUUUGACAAUAUGCAGCGUGAUGGACCAGCAGUGCAGCGUAGAGGACCUGAGGCCUCUGUGUGAGGAGCUCAAGUCAAACUUCUUUCUACCUGAUUGUGCACCAAGACAUCAGUACAUGAAAUCUACAGUGUUUGAAAUACCACAUCAUCAAUUUCAAGUGAUGGACAUGAGGAGGAACAUUACUAACAGACCCAUUUAAAACUUGGACAACGCAAUUAUCCAUCUAUUUAUUCGUAUGCCAACUUUGAAAUGUUAAUGAGAUUCUUUUGAUCAAUAAAUCUACAGUGUACUUCUUUCUGAAAUUAAUUUCGAGAUAUAUAUAAUCACCUACAUGGUACUAACUAGCCUCACAAGUUCAAAUAGUGUAAGUAGUCAACGAUAUUUAAUCAGCUUAACAAGUUUAAGAUGUCCACUUGUUGACUUUAUAUCAUUUCUCGUGGUUAUAGGAAACAGAACUGUGUUUUUACUUAAACAUAGCCUCUUAUAGUUUUUGCCUUUUAUCUUCUACAAGUUCACACAUCAGAUUCACAUGUUUGCACACUGGCAUGCAAGUGUUGAGAGACUCAUCAUUAAGGACUGUAGAAGGUGAUAAAGAGGAGGAUGCGUGCAUUAAAGCCUUAAGAGCCUUAAGAAAAUGUGAUGAGCUGUGUGGGAUUUGAUUACUUUUAUUUGUUAGAGUUGCGAUUCAGAUGAUAAAUAUGGGUUCAUAUAGACAUUUCCUUAUGCCUAAUAAAAUUAUGUCUUCAACUCUCUGUAUGAUCCUUCAGAUCGAUUUUGUCACUGUGAAACAACAAAAGUAAAGUAAUAUAUCCAUCAAUCCAUCAUCUUUUCCACUUUUCCCAUUCUGAGUUGCAGUGGGGCUAGAGUCUAACCCAGCUGUCAUUGGACGAGGUAAACCCUGGACAGGUCACAGCCUAUCACAGGGCCAACAUGUAGAGACAGACAACCAUUCACUCAAACUUACAGGCAAUUUAGAGUCACUGAUUUACCUAACAAGCAUGAUUUUUGGACUGUGGGAAGCAGCCUGAGUACCACAGGGAGAACAUGCAAACUGCACACAGACAGGCUGCUGUUGAUCAAGGGAUUCUAAUCAGGAACCCUCUUUCUGUAAAGCACAUGGUGAUUUAAUAGUAUGAUAUUUCUUCACUUCUCAUGUGUGCAGAUUGUUUUUUAUUACCCAGCCUGACAAGGUUCUCAUGUUUACAUUCAAUUCACCUGGUCUCAUGGUCAUUAAUGUAAUGUUUUGCCAAAUGAAGCAUUUCACUGUAUUGGUGCCUACUCAUUUAAUUAUGACAUGGAGGAUUUUCUUCACUUCUCUCUCGGGUUUCAUCACCACCAUGGACUUUUUCCGGAAACUACAGCUGCGCGGAUUUGUCUAAUGUGAGAAGCACAUGAUGUAAAGAUACAUUAAUAAUGUAUAAAUAAACUGUGUUUGGUUUCA